Cryptococcus deneoformans JEC21 is the source of this 3153-nucleotide messenger RNA. RefSeq lists its product as hypothetical. Lineage: Eukaryota; Fungi; Basidiomycota; Tremellomycetes; Tremellales; Cryptococcaceae. The coding region runs from base 76 to 2826 and encodes 916 amino acids. The record is from RefSeq and is a predicted model, not a curated record. The transcript is spliced from 7 exons. Gene Ontology annotation, molecular function: G-rich strand telomeric DNA binding; telomerase inhibitor activity. Gene Ontology annotation, biological process: telomere capping; regulation of telomere maintenance via telomerase. Gene Ontology annotation, cellular component: chromosome, telomeric region; nuclear telomere cap complex.
UUGUAACUACCGUCAACCCUGCCCUCAACCCUCAAAUAUUCUGUCCACUUUCCGUUGGCUAUCCUAUCGCCUAAUAUGUCAGUCAAAGAUUUGACCGCCAAUGACAUCCGGAGCAAUUUACAUUCCAGCCUACCGAAAAAAAUCCUUCGAGAGGCCUAUGUCUCGUCCCUCAGCGGAACCAUCCAACCUUCUGGUUCACCAGCUCCAAGGGUAACCUUCACCAUCAAAACUGAAUUCGCAAGGUCUCCCAAUACCUACGAAAGACAGGAGGUAGUGAAAGAGGCUUUCGUGAUCAAAAUUGAGCUGUAUUCUGCAGAGUGGCACCCUUUCAAUGGCAGUGGUAAGCCAGAACCUCGAAAGGCUCGUGCAGUUAAGAAGGAUCUUGAGAAAUCCUUGGAAACUGUUCGCAACCUGAAGACUCGAUUGGUGAAGGAAAUUGAUUUGGGAGAAAUGAAAGUUCUUGAUAUUCAAACUCCAAAACUGAGUGACCCCAAACAAAAACCGUACACAGAUGUAGUUCUGGCUGGUGUUGGGGGAUUAACUCUCAAGUUCAAUGAUAGAACCAUCAAGAUUAUCAAUGAACCCAAAAUUCCUAUGACUAAGGUCCACUGCUCUCGUUCUUAUUCCGGCGAUUCACGUGAACUCCUUAGGCCUGCAACAGCUAUCAAUAUCCCAGUCGUCAAACCAGUCAGACCUCUUUCCGAAUUUCAACCUCCAGACCAGCUCUUGGUAGACGCUCGUAAACGAUCAAGCGAAGAAUUGGAUCCCAGUGCCAAACGACAUCGUAGUGAUGAACGACCUGCCGACUCCCUCGUUACUGCCCCAGCGCCUCCAACUGUGGUGAAUUUGAGCUCAAACCUCACACCGACGAACGCCCCUUCUGUUCCUGCCCCUAGAGCUGCGUCUGCUGUAAGAAGGGUACAAAUACAAGGCGAUGGUUGGAUAAGCUUUGGUCCUAGCGCAAAUCAGCCCACGCUUCCUGCUGGUCCUCAGUCGGGUGACAAUACGUCUAUAAGCGGUGCUAUUGGUGAAACCGGAAGUGUCACCCAACGCGCUGUACUUCCAAGCGGAUCUGAACUCAAUAAAGGAUUUAGAGCGAAGAACGGUACUAUAUAUCACACGCUCGAGGAGAUUGCAGCUUUUACAAAUAGAAUGAACGGUAUCGGUGCUGUAGGCGUAGUCGGUCAUAUCAAUGGGCCCUCACCGCCUACGAGAAAUGGCAAAGAUUGGAUUAUAUCUCUCGUUUUGACAGACCCUAGCAACGCUAUCGCUUCUGAACAACUUGUUUUGGCGAUUUUCAGAAGGGAUGGCGAACUUCUCAAGAAUAAAUUCAAAAUUGGCGACGUCGUGCUAUGCCGCAAUUGUUUUUCAACCAGAUUCAACGAUAAGUCGAAACUGAAUUGUGGAAGUAACAGUGAUCAGCUUUUCAUUUGGCGCGGUGGCCGACAACCAAUUAAUCCUUCGGAAUAUCAGAAAUAUCCGCUGGGCGACGAUGAGUUGGAGAGGAUGAAGGCUUUAUGGAGCUGGAAUACAGCUUCGAGCACGGGCAAGCAGAUUGUGGAUGGGAUGAGCGGGAAGAAGGCAAAGAUGAUGUAUCUUGCCAACGUUGAAGUCGGGAAUUUCUUCGAUGGCAAUGUCAAAAUUUUGAAAGUAAUCGAUAACCUCAAAGAGCAGAGGCAAGGCCCCGCUCUCGAAGUGUACAUUACGGACGGGACGUGCCCUGUCCGAGCAGGCCAUAUCAAUUCCAACUUUCACAAUUUGGCCUUCGGUCUGCCUCCCGAGGCUGUCUUCUGUGUCGCCAUAGACGAUUUCGGCAGCGAGUCAGGGAUUGAGCAUUUGAAAAAAGGCAGCAUCGUGAAAAUCCCGAACCUGCACUGCAAGAUGCAUCGUCAAUCUGGUUCUGUAGAGAUUUUCUGGGCGAAUAAGGGAACAGCGACGCAGAACUUUAGAGAGAGGAAAAUUAGCCCAGUAAUUGAUGUGGAUAUCAAGGCGGAAAUUGAAAGGAAGAUUAUGGAGCUGAGGGCAAAGGAGACCGCUGUAACUGGAAUCGAAUAUUUCGAUUCCGAGCCAGAACCGGAAGCGGAGCUGGAAGUCGAGCCUCAGCCAGCAUCUGCAGUCCCCUCCGGAAAAGUACCAGAAACGAAACAAGCGUCCAUUCCCCUCACCAAUCAGACUAGUCGUCCCGCCCUCUCAACCACCGACUCUUCCGCCACUGCAAUAAGCACCAUCAUCCCUAUGACGCCCCUCGUACAACCGGCCGAUUGCUGGCGCGCGCUUCAUACCAUCUACCGCCACCCUACCAAACACCCUCUCUCCACGUUAUCCGACAUAACCGAGUUCAGGGAACCAGCCAAGCUGCGAACGAUUGCCAAAGUGGAUGAUAUCUUUUCCCGGGAAGAAGUAGGCGAGAGGGAGAUGUUGGUGCAUGCUUGGUGCAAGAAUUGUAAUAAGUGCUUUCAAUCAAAUCUAAUGUCGUGUGGAAACUGUGGAGAUGUCGAAGGGAAGCAAGUGGAGUGGAGGUAUAGGUUUUAUCUGUUGCUUAUGGAUAGGCAGUCGGAUUUGACAGUAUUUUGCGGGGAAGAAGCAGAAGAAUGGUUGCCGCCACUUCCGCCGUACGAACCAACCACAAACCCCAGAGAUAAACAGAAAACCAAGCAACGCCUGGAACAGUGCUGUAAGGAGGCAAGGGAUAUCUUGAUGGGUAAAGAAGGUGAUGAUGGGAGGAGACCACGUCCAUGGAUCGAUUGGACAUUGGAGCCGUAUAUUGUCAAGUAUGGCAAGGUUGUGCAGAACAGGAUUUUCGGGAUGAAGAGAUCAGGCUACUAAGCGUCGGAUAACAGAAUAGAUAGCAGCGGAGGUCAAGGGGAAAAGAAAGGUUGGAGGAUGAGCAAAUGAUUCAUCAUACAGAUAUCCUUGCGUUCUGCUGCCUGGUUUCUGAUGCUGGGGCUGGGCCUUUUGUACACAUUUUUCUUCUACAAUUGUAAUAAUUUUUUAAUGUCCAGUUUUUCCUGUCGUUCGUCGUCGUGCUCGAUACUGUUAGGGCCGGGAAUCCAGAGGGAACAGGGGAAUUCUUAAUUUAUUAAAUGCAGUCCCCAUGGGGAUUAGAAAUCGUCGCUUAUCUCCAUACCCGACAACUAGACAUGAAUAGGUGGC